Fukomys damarensis (Damara mole-rat) is the source of this 1564-nucleotide messenger RNA. RefSeq names its product adenosine A3 receptor (gene Adora3). Gene Ontology annotation, molecular function: G protein-coupled adenosine receptor activity. The transcript has 8 exons. The record is from RefSeq and is a predicted model, not a curated record. Gene Ontology annotation, biological process: G protein-coupled adenosine receptor signaling pathway. The coding region runs from base 1 to 999 and encodes 332 amino acids. Gene Ontology annotation, cellular component: plasma membrane; dendrite; synapse. NCBI's taxonomy places the organism in Eukaryota, Metazoa, Chordata, Mammalia, Rodentia, Bathyergidae.
AUGGUAGCGAAUAACACGGAUAUGCCAUUGUGGGUUAAAAUCACCUAUUUCUCCAUGGAGGCUCUCAUUGGACUCUUUGCUGUGGUGGGCAACAUGCUGGUCAUCUGGGUGAUCAAGUCGAACCCUAGCCUGAAGACCACCACCUUCUACUUCAUUGUCUCCCUGGCCCUGGCUGACAUUGCGGUUGGCAUAGUAGUCAUACCUGUGGCCGUUGCCAUCAGCCUGAACAUCUCCAUGGGCUUCUACGCCUGCCUCUUCAUGUGCUGUGUGCUGCUGAUCUUCACACACGCCUCUAUCAUGUCCUUGCUGGCCAUUGCUGUGGACAGAUACCUGCGGGUCAAGCUCACCAUCAGGUCAAGAAUUCAGGGGCUUCCUGGGUUACGCUCAUGGUCUCUCGUAAGGUUACCUGGUUUGCAGUCAUCUGAAGGCUUGAUUGUGGCCAGAAGAUCAACUCCAGACUCUCACAGAUCCAGGAUUCCUGAGGUCCCUCGGUUUUUAAAAUCAUUACAGUUGAAGGCUCACUUUCUUCCAGUCAUGAAGCUCUUCAUUCUGCUCUCUCUGGCUUUCUUCUCAGACGCCAUGGUCAUGGACAAAAAGGUCAAGGAAAGCUUUGUACUGGACACAGCUUCUGCCACCUGUGACUAUGAUGCCUAUUACAAGCAUCACACCAAGUAUUGGUGCCGGGGAUAUUUCCAGAACUACUGCAACAUCAUCGCCUUCACCCCUAACAGCACUGACCGUGUAGUCUUGAGGGACACAGGAAACCAACUCAUUGUCACUGUUUCCUGCCUGACCAAGGAGGAUUCAGGCUGGUACUGGUGUGGCAUUCAGCGGAACUUCGCCAGAGAUGACAUGGAUUUUACAGAGUUGAUUGUUACCAACCAAAGAGAAGCCCCAGCCAAUGGUUUGUGGUCUGAGAAAGAUACAGCAGUCAACAAGAACAUAAGCUGCAGGGCUUCCAAGGUCUUCCAAAAGGUGGAUCGUGUCAGCUACAGGUAAAGGCCUAGUGAGAAGACUGCAAACCAUUCAAGUUUUUUCCUGUGAUCCCUACUCCUUUGGCAACUCUUUGAAGUCCCUCCCGCAUGUCCAGACUCCAGCAAAAGAAAUGGCUCAUACCAAAGAUACGUGACUGAAGAUUCCUUUUAUUUUUGUUCAUAAAUAAAGUUAUUAUGUCACAAUAGGGUGACCGUGACAACUGGCAGACCUCUUCAAAGCUGAUUCUGAUCUCUCAGGCUUUCUGAAGGACCAUUUAACCUCACCAGCAAUUGCUUGCAGCCAGCUAACAGCAGUAGCAGAAGAGCUAUAGUAGAUCAUACUACACGAGGCUGCAAUCAAAUUACAUCUCCAGACUGUACUUCUCAUGCAUUUGAUUAGACAGAAAUGAAAAAGAGGUGCACAAUGUGAGGCCUCGAGGCUGCGGGGAUUCACCAGGGAACCAACCCUCUGCUCACCAGGACGCUUGACUGAUGAACAGGGAUUGAAAGCCACGCCGUGCAGAUUUGGGCUGGGCGAGAAUGCUCGGGACUCACUCACGCUGUGAGCGUCAUUCAGGGAAGGCAGAGGA